This is a messenger RNA of Phymastichus coffea, 2694 nucleotides long. RefSeq lists its product as uncharacterized. The transcript has a single exon. NCBI's taxonomy places the organism in Eukaryota, Metazoa, Arthropoda, Insecta, Hymenoptera, Eulophidae. Bases 1 to 2694 code for a protein of 897 amino acids. The record is from RefSeq and is a predicted model, not a curated record.
AUGAACUACCAUGAUGUGAUAAUCACUGGAGAUCUGAAUGCGAAUCUGCUGUCUGACACGCUACACUACGCUGCAGUACUCCAGGAUCACAUUGACCUUCUCGGCCUCAAGGUAGUGUCGCGCCUGCCUACCUGCCACCGUUUUCAGGAAGACCGCUCGUCGCACACACUCCUCGACCUCUUCCUAGUAAAGCACACCACGGACAUUCACUCGUUCUCAAAAACUGAGGCCCCCUUCAUCGACUGUCAUGAUCUCAUCGAGCUCGUAAUCUACGCCACUGUUCCCCCUGACGGUGACAAACUCAUCCUCUCUAGGAACCUUCGAGCCAUUGACCUUGCACGCCUGAACUCGCUUGUUGCAGGCUGCCUAGCCUCCACCUGUCUCAGCGCUGCCCCCUCAAACUUAGUGAGCUCGGAGAUUUCUCAAGUCUCCAUCGAUGCUUUCGAACGCUCUCUAUCUUCUUCUGUCCUUUAUGCGUUCGACACCUUGGCACCACUACGCACACUGAAGCUAUCUGAAAAAGCUAAACCCUGGGUUUCUGCGGAUAUCCGCAUCCUUAUGCGUGCCAGAAACGCUGCCUUUAAGCGCGCAAAAAUCUCGCCAUGCCUUGGGAACAUCCAGAGAUAUCGUGAUCUCCGAAACCGAGUCUCCAAUAAUUUGGAUACGGCCAAGAACACGUAUCUCUCAGCUAGGCUCGCCACUGCUACUGACCCCAAGGCAAAAUGGCGUGAGCUUCGCUCUAUUGGUAUCGCUCAAAAGCAAACGCCCUCACCGCUACUGUUCUUCUCCUCUCAGAGCUUAAACAAACAUUUUGCCCGCGUAGUAAACCUGCUACCGCCUAUUGAUGCCAGCACCCUUGAGACCAUCCUCUCAACCCCACGUACUCGGCAGUUUGAUUUCCCCCAGUUUGCUCUCCAUCCUGUCACUGCAAAAGACGUUCAUGACGCACUCAGUGCAGCAAACUCAAAAUCCAAAGGAGAGGAUGGGAUCUCGCUUCGUAUGUUCUCUAUGGUUGCUGACUCGUUCGCUCAAUACUACGCUGCGCUCUUUAAUCAGUCCAUCACCAGCUCGCUCUACCCGUCACUGUGGAAGCGGACUCAAAUUGUCCCGGUCUCAAAGGUCAAAUCGCCCUCUUCUCUCUCUGACACACGACCCAUUGCGAAGCUCUGUGAACCGUCAAAAAUUUUUGAGCGCUUGGUUCACCGGCAGCUCUCAGGCUAUGUCGAGUCUCACAGGCUACUCGACGCGCGUCAGGCUGGUUUUCGGAAGGGUCACUCAACGGAGACUGCGCUUCUUGGCCUCCUGGAUGACGUGCGACACGCCACCGAAAAGAGGCAAGUCUCCAUCCUUAUCCUCUUUGACUUCUCCAAGGCUUUCGAUCGCAUCUCCCACUCUCGCCUAAUUCGGAAGCUCCGUAACCUGAACGUCUCUGAUAAAGCUCUGAGGUGGUUCUUCAACUACUUGGCUGAUCGCAUACAAGCAGUAGUUGACGGGGGAGGAACCGUUUCGGAGUGGCUUCGUGCGGCUACUGGCGUCCCGCAAGGCAGUGUUCUUGGUCCCCUGUUGUUCGCCGUGUAUAUUAAUGACCUUCCAUCCGUGCUUAUUUUCGCCAAUUAUAUGAUAUACGCGGACGAUACACAGGUGUACCUCCACUGCUCACCGCACGAAAUUGAGCGUGGCCUUGCUCAGAUCCAGCAGGAUGCUCAGGCUGUCGCCGACUGGGCUGCUGAAAACGACCUCAACCUGAACCUGGCCAAGACGAAGGCUAUGAUUCUAGGGAGCGAGCUUUUUAUCUCCUCCCUAGAUUUCACCAUCUUGCCUCAUAUCACCAUCAAUUCUACCUUCAUCUCCUUCGUGGCAGCAGCAAAGAGUCUCGGUGUCACCCUCUCCCCGACCUUCCAAUGGAAAGGCUACACUACCGAGAUAGUGAAGAAGGUCUACGGCUCACUCAGCUCGCUGAAAUUCUACCGCAAGUCCAUGUCGCUCUCCCUCCGCAAGUCGCUAGUUGAAGCUCUCGUCUUCCCACUUCUGAAUUUUUCCUCCACGGUCCUUAUGGACCUCGACAAAACGCGGACUCAUGACCUCCAAGUAGCACAAAAUGCCUGCGUGCGUUUUGUCACGGGUUUCAUACCCUUCAUCCCAACCAGCGAUGUGACCACCCACGUCACUUAUCACAGACUCCGCCUUCACUGGCUUACUUUGUCUUCUUCGCGUCAUCUUGCGUUAGCCAGACUCCUCUACAAAGUUGUCUGUAAUAACGGUCCUACCUAUCUGACCCCCCAUAUCGCUAAUCUAAAUCACGUUACCUGCUCCCGGCGCUCUCUCCACAAUAUUCCAGCUGCCUUUCAAUUGCGAGCUCCACGCACUGAAGCCUGGAAACGGUCGUUAGCAAUUCGUGGUAUGGACCUUUUGAACCAACUUGCGGUCACCGACUUUGACCUAGACCGACUCGCUGAAUUCAAACGCUGGAUGUCUGAGCUUCUCUUUCUCCUGGAGCUUGACGAGUUCACCCAAAGUGCUACUCAUGAGAACAUGUGUAACAUGAAUGCCCUCACUCUACUGCCACAAGUCCAGCGACCCUACAAUGUAUCGGCCUUCGCCCCCAACCCCUCCUACCUACUUGUACCAGGUCGCUACCUUCAGUACAACCUCUUACCUCACCAACCCCAACCCACCCUCGCAUCUAAACUCUAA